AAUAUACCAUAGGGGCUGUUUGUCUCGGUAAGCCCUUUGCAAGAAGGAUACCUCAUGAACAUGAAGCCCAUGCAAAUGAGUUCAAAUCAGUUCCCUCCAAUUUUUCGUUCUUCUUUAUUAAUCUCUUUACCCAAAAUGGCAACAACCUCUCUACAAGUGCAACAACUCGCUGUCCUUUACUGCUCUUCCAAGAGCAAGAAAAUCAAGAAACAAAAACAACUAACCCAGCAGCAACAACAACAAAAACAAAAACAAAUUCACCAAAACAACAACAAAAUCUCCUUUCGAAAACCAACUCCAACCCCACUCCUCAUUAACCAAAAACCUUACACCCAAACAAAAACCCAAGCCCUUGACUCUGUUGUUAAUGACCUUGAAGCCUCUGUUGAGAGAGGUAUAAAGAUUGACAUUGAAAUAUUUUCUUCUCUCUUAGAAACAUGCUACCAUUUGCAAGCUAUUGGUCAUGGUAUCCGAAUUCACCGCCUUAUUCCCGUAAACCUUUUACGUAAAAACGUAGGCUUAUCGUCGAAGUUACUGCGUUUAUAUGCGUUGUGUGGGCAUAUCGAUAAGGCUCACGAUGUGUUUGAUGAAAUGUCUAAACGAGACAUAUCGGCUUUUGCGUGGAAUUCACUUAUCUCCGGGUACACUGAAUUGGGUCAAUGUGAAGAUGCCGUGGCGCUUUACUUUCAAAUGGAGGAAGAGGGUGUUGAACCGGAUGCAUUUACGUUCCCUCGUGUGCUGAAAGCUUGUGGGGGAAUUGGGUUGGUUAGAAUUGGUGAGGAGGUGCAUCGACAUGUGGUUCGCUGGGGGUUUGCAAAUGAUGGGUUUGUGCUCAAUGCUCUUGUUGAUAUGUAUGCCAAGUGUGGUGACAUUGUGAAGGCUCGGAAGGUCUUUGACAAGAUCACUUCCCGGGAUUUAGUUUCGUGGAAUGCUAUGCUCACGGGUUAUGUUCGUCAUGGGCUUUUGGUGGAGGCAUUAGACAUCUUUGGCCAAAUGCUUCAAGAAGGAUAUGAACCAGACUCAGUUGCUAUAUCCACAAUGCUUACCAAUUUGUCAUCAUUGAAGCCUGCACUUCAACUUCAUGCUUGGGUUCUUCGUCGAGGAUUUGAGUGGAAUUUGUCUAUUGCUAAUUCCUUGAUUGUUGUUUACUCCAAGCAUGGCAAGUUGGAUCGAGCAUGUUGGUUGUUUAAGCACAUGCCUGAGAGGGAUGUUGUGUCAUGGAACUCUAUAAUUACUGCUCACUCGAGAGACCCAGAAAUCCUAAGGUACUUUGAACAGAUGGAGGAUUCUGGUACAGUGCCAGAUAGUAUAACAUUUGUUUCAAUACUAUCAGCUUGUGCCCAUUUGGGCUUGGUGAAGGAUGGGGAGAGAUUGUAUUCUAUGAUGAGAGGAAAAUAUAGAAUAAGCCCAAUCAUGGAACAUUAUGCUUGUAUGGUUAAUCUUUAUGGGAGGGCAGGACUGAUCAAUGAGGCUUAUGCUACCAUAGUGGAGACAAUGGAGUUUGAGGCUGGUCCAACAGUGUGGGGGGCAUUGCUGUAUGCUUGCUUACUUCAUGGAAAUGUAGAUAUUGGGGAGAUUGCUGCUGAAAAACUUUUUGAGUUGGAACCGGAUAAUGAACAUAAUUUUGAGCUUUUGAUGAAUAUUUAUCGCAAUGUAAGUAAAUUGGAGGAUGUAGAAAGAGUGAGAAUGAUGAUGGUAGAAAGAGGAUUGGAUUCUUAGACCCAUCCUCAUACAGCUUAUAACAUAGAUGCCACGCAUCAGAUUCUCCAUUUUGGUUCACUACAAGUGCAAGAUGCCAUUUGAGUCUUUCCUUUGAUGCAAGCCUAAUGAUUUUAGGUUCUUUGGAUACAUUUAAAUGGACCUGCAUCACCUUCAACUGACCAUUUGGAUUGCAGAGAAGGGGCUGGCAGUGCACAAAGCUAAACUGUUGAUCUACUUCGGGUCUUCAUUGUGAGUGAAGUACAGGUUUAAUUUUGACAUCCAAGGCUAUUAUAAUUCAUUCAUAUUUAUGUUCUACUCCUCAAGCCCAUUAAAGGUUGGAAGACAAAAAAAAACUUUGUACGUGUUAUGAAACAUUUCUGACCCAAUCCUAUAUACAAAGACAAGAAAAUUAAUAGGUUUACUAUAAUGACAUUGGAACUUCUUGUAUCAAAAGUAUUGUGUAUUGUGCAUUUCCAGGGAAGUAUUUGUUUGCAGUGUCAAGACUGUCUCAGCUUCCAAAGAAUAGUGGAUAGACUAGUA
Quercus lobata is the source of this 2241-nucleotide messenger RNA. It is a transcript of the gene OTP70, whose product is annotated as Tetratricopeptide repeat (TPR)-like superfamily protein. Lineage: Eukaryota; Viridiplantae; Streptophyta; Magnoliopsida; Fagales; Fagaceae. Gene Ontology annotation, molecular function: RNA binding; protein binding. Gene Ontology annotation, biological process: RNA modification. The transcript has a single exon. Bases 55 to 1719 code for a protein of 554 amino acids. The record is from RefSeq and is a predicted model, not a curated record.